AUGACAGGCCAUUGUGACGAAGAGGAAGAGCAUUCACGUCGACCACAAGAAAACCCGAGGAGGCGUUUCGCGUCGCUCCCCGACGACGACCCCUUGCCACUUCAGCGCGAACAAGCAGAGAACAGCGACUCAGAUACCUUGACAAGGGAACCGACAAAUCCGGCUCUUUCCAAUCUGCCAGAUGAUACAACCCCUCAAGAAAAAGAUCAUUUGCCUGAGCCACACUCCUCUCAACAAGAGCGCGUGCCGGUUGUUGAUAACCAAGAGGGAUUUCACACAGCUGUAAAUCGCUCGCAAUCUCCACCAUGUCCACGAGAAGAGCGUAGUCCUGCUCGUGAUGGCCUUGAGGACACAACGCAUCGCCCCUCUGUCCCACAACAGCUGCAGUCUGCAGUCGUUACUGACGUAUCACCCAACAAAGGACAAGAGUUGCUCGCAGAGUACGCAAGAUUACGCCGACUGCCCAUUCUCAGUAUCGACCUAAACACGUACGAUAGUCAACUUCAGUUCUUGGCCAUGAUGCAAGAUUUUGCUUCAUGGAUGGCUUCCAAUGGUGGCAGCAUACAACGCGGAAAUCUCGGUCUUGAAAUACCUCAUCUUGCAGCAGUCUUCUACCCCCAAUACGAGGGCUUAAACACGUUGAUCAUGUCUAAGUGGUCGACUCAGGUCCCAACCCCGAUACAAGGUCGCUUGGAUCGUGUCUUCAGUCCCGGAGACAUGUUCUGGUUCCGCACUUCCGAGUAUGCGGCGAACCCCAAACAGCAGUUGGGCGACAAAUGUGGCUUAACUGCUCGUGGACUCAUGCUCUCAGGCUGGAGACUUAUCCUAGUUCUGAAAGUCCUCCCGAAUGUGCUACUAUGCACCUGCGGCCGAACUGCUGGGGACAGUGAUUUGAGCAAGACCAAUCGCAGGGAUCGAUGGUAG
Alternaria arborescens is the source of this 924-nucleotide messenger RNA. RefSeq lists its product as hypothetical. Lineage: Eukaryota; Fungi; Ascomycota; Dothideomycetes; Pleosporales; Pleosporaceae. The transcript is spliced from 2 exons. The record is from RefSeq and is a predicted model, not a curated record. Bases 1 to 924 code for a protein of 307 amino acids.